This is a messenger RNA of Perca fluviatilis (European perch), 1916 nucleotides long. Its product is annotated as pre-miRNA 5'-monophosphate methyltransferase. Gene Ontology annotation, cellular component: cytoplasm. Gene Ontology annotation, biological process: negative regulation of pre-miRNA processing; miRNA metabolic process. The coding region runs from base 48 to 803 and encodes 251 amino acids. NCBI's taxonomy places the organism in Eukaryota, Metazoa, Chordata, Actinopteri, Perciformes, Percidae. The record is from RefSeq and is a predicted model, not a curated record. Gene Ontology annotation, molecular function: O-methyltransferase activity; RNA methyltransferase activity. The transcript is spliced from 2 exons.
CAGCCCACGUUUCCAACCGGAAGUAUUUUCGAGGCGCACACAUUACAAUGGCAACAUGUUCGAUAAGUAGCGGUGAUAUCGAUGAAAUAAAUGAUCCGGGAGCCGCUCCUUAUGGCAACUUUAUAAACUAUUACACCUUCAAUCCUCCGGAGAACCGUUUGAGCCUGAUUCCAGCCACAUUACUCCAGGAUUUAGGUUACAGAGACGGCCAUCAGACCACACUGAUCCUGGACGUGGGGUGUAAUUCAGGGGAACUGAGUGUAGCCUUUUACAAGCACCUAGUGCAGGAGUCUGUGUGCCAAGAAGAGUCAGAUAAGUGGAAAGUUAAUCUCCUGGGCUUCGACUUGGAUGAGAUCCUCAUUCAGAGGGCUCAGCAGAACAACCCUCGGCCUCGCAGCAUCUCCUUCAUCCCCCUGGACAUCACUAAAGACAACGACCAGCUGCAGGAUUACCUCGACCACCACGGCUGCUCCCACUUCCACCUGUGUCUGUGCCUGGCUGUCACCAUGUGGGUCCACCUAAACCACGGAGACUCCGGCCUGCUGCAGGUGCUCUCUCGCCUGGCCUCCAUCAGCCAGCACCUCCUGCUGGAGGCGCAGCCCUGGAAGUGCUACCGUUCUGCGGCCCGGCGGCUGAGGAAGCUGGGCCGCUCGGACUUUGACCACUUCAAGACCCUGAAGAUCCGUGGGGACGUAGCAGAACAUGCCAGGGAGCACCUGGAGAGAAACUGUGGCAUGGAGCUCAUCCGGAGCUUCGGCAGCACUACAUGGGAGCGCAAGCUGCUGCUCUUCAAAAGGAGAUGAAACUAAAGGGACAACGUCACUGCACUUGAACUGCAGGGACAUGAUCAGGAAGACCAAAGAAAUCAGUGUUGGGAAUGGGAGAAAAGUAAAGUUUAUCGACAUUAAUCUGCAACGAUUACGACAAGUUCAAGUCACCUUUCAGGUCAAAUGUCAAGAUUUGUGUAUAUUAAAUGAUAUUAAACUGAGUAUUUGUGGGGUUUUGUUCUAGGUCGGACAAAACAAGCAAACUGAAGACGUCAUUUCAGCUCUGGCAACUGCUGAUUGCCCAUAUAUUUCCUGACAUUUUGUUGACAGAUUUAUCUGUUAAUACAAUUAGGACUGCAGUUUACAAUUAUUUCAUUAUUGAUUAAGCUGCAGACUACUUUCUUAAUUAAUAGUUUAGUCUGUAAAAUAGUGAGAAAAUGUCUAUCAGUGUCCCGGAGCGUGAGGUGUCAUCUCAAAUAUCUUGUUUUGCCCAACCACGGUCCAAAACCAAAAUAUAUUCAUUUUACAUCUUACCGGUAUAUAGAACAGCAAAUGCACGCACGCGCGCGCGCGCACACACACACACACUAAACUGUUUACUUUAUGUAUACAAUAAUUACCGUGCACAUUAAAUGAUAAGAUUUCAUAAGACAGUUUUCCCUUAUCAAGCAGCUACAUCUUUAUGUAUCAGAGCUAACGGAACCACAGAGGUCAAUAAUGCAGAACUAGAAAACAAAACGUAAGCACAACAUGUUCAUUUUCAUCAUUUUAAUUACAGAAUACUAAAAAUAACAUUACAUAAAAUGUCUUUUUAAAAGAAACCAUUGAAUAUUACAAAGGUUGUAAAUUUUGUAAAGUUAGGAUAUAAAAUCUUUGAACAGUGGUGCAUAAUUGAAAAGAAAAAUAAUUUUCAUAAAAUGUAUAUAUUAACUGUUCUACUACAUAAAAAAUGAGAUGGACACAAAUCGCAGACAGACGAGAUGAGUAGACACCGCCAUUACCGCAGUGAGCUCUCCUUUCAAGGGAAGAAAGACUUGAGAUGCACAGCACACACCACAAUCAGCUUAAGUUCUCAAGUUAUGUCUAGGUUUAAAAAAAGAGAGAAAAAAAAAAAGGGACUACCAUUUACAACAAAAGGAAAACAAACAA